AUGAGGAACAGGGACGCGCCUGAGAAUCGGGAUGGAGGGGGGACAAACCGAAGACCGUGGGAAAAGGAACGAGAGAACGACAAAGAAAAGCGCGAUUAUUCGAAUCCGACAGUGACCUGCGCCUGUCCCUGCUUCCGAAGCUGUUUUUUUUUUUUUUUCGUUCCCCAUUCCCCUUGCCUACUGCUACCUUAUCGUCAGGGAUCUGGUACUUGGUCUGACUUACUGAGGAGAGGGAACGGAUUCCUACCGGCUUUUGUCCCGCAUUGUGAUUUUUCCAUUUACCUACUCCGAGAAUAUUACUACGUCUUUGUUCCACUUUCUCGACCUUUCUCUCAACGCAUUUUCGACUCCAUCACAGGAAUUCGACUCGAGAUAUUGGGUGCCGGGAACCAAUCACAAACAGGUAUGUUUCCGCUAUCCAACGCGUCUUUUACCUCUCUCUCUAUCUCUCUUUUCCUCUCUAUGGGUCUAUUCCAAAGAUACGAACACGGUUCGUUUUUUCCCCUUAGAAACAAAAAAAAAACUGUUUCCGUUGUACUUUUUUCCUUCUUUCUUUUCUAUCUUAUUCUUUGCCCGUUCCUGUCGCCUCAGGCCGAGACCAACCAACCCUGCCGUUUACCAUUGUACCUGGUCAUAGUCAUUAGCGAGGAAAGGUACCUUGCAUGCCGUCAUUCAAGACGUCUUGUUGCCCGUCGGUCAAUUGAAUUGAAGCACCCCUCCUCCUCCACUUGCCCCGACUCGUUGGACCCCUCCACGUUCCCGCCACGAGCUGUUGUCCAUCUCGCAUCGUGCCCGCACGGCGCCUUCCAGUCCCAAUCCGAUCAAGAACAGCCGGCGGCGGCGACAAGCACGGAAGACAACGGACAAGUGCUUGGCUGGGACCAGCGACGGCAAGCCGCAAAUGGGGUCAUUGGGAAUACCUACCUCGCAAGCAAUUUGUUGCACCCCAGGAAGCAAGAGCAAGAGGCAACGCCUGCUGCUGGUGCCCCUCACCUUCCCUCGUCCCCCCGUUCACCCCCCGUUCCCCGUUCCGCUCCUACCUUGCCUCUUCCCAUUUGCUGUGUGUAA
This is a messenger RNA of Colletotrichum abscissum, 1068 nucleotides long. RefSeq lists its product as uncharacterized. The record is from RefSeq and is a predicted model, not a curated record. Lineage: Eukaryota; Fungi; Ascomycota; Sordariomycetes; Glomerellales; Glomerellaceae. Bases 1 to 1068 code for a protein of 355 amino acids. The transcript has a single exon.